AUGGCCAGCCAGGACCAGGAUGGGAAGGUCAAUAUGAUCCCAACAGAGAUAUUAGAUCAGAUCACGAUUUAUGCCAUCGACCAUCAAAUUGACAAAUCCGGCUGCGAGACACUGAAGACUCUUCGCCUGGUCAACAAGGCGUUUUGCCAGGUUGCUUCUCGCUUGCUCUUCCGCAGUGUUCGUGCCUGCAUAAGAUAUGACAACCAAACGCCAAACCAGAUUUCGGCAGGCCUGGCUAACCUGUCUGCGUCCGACAACCGACAUUUUGUUUUUGACCUCUGCCUCUACCACUAUGACAGCUACACUCACCUGUUGCCGAGUCCGGAAUCCAUCUUGAUUCAGGUGCUCCAAAACCCACCCCGAGUCCUCAAGCAUUUCCCGUCCCUGCGCCGUGUCCAUAUCAUGGUCCGUUCUGCCGGCCAGGGCACGCUCGAGGCCAUCGGCAAUCUCGUUCCCGACGACGACGUGCCGGAAGGCGUGCCAUUUCUCCCAUUCUUCAGCGUCGAUGCCCUCAUCAUGCGGAAGCACAUAAGCUCGUCUCCCCUGUUGGGUCUGAACCGGUCUAUUCUGUUCUACGUCACGCCCAUGCUUCGGCAUUUCCACCUCGAGUUUCGGUGCAUGGCAGAGAAACCAUGCAUCCCCCAGGCUCUCUGGGCGUUGAGACAUGCAGUCCACCUAGAAAGCGCCGUGCUCGAGAGCCUUGGUCGCAUCAUGGACCCUAUCCCCGUCAACCACAAACCUCUAGGUCUCGUACACCCCCGAGCCCCCCUGCGUUCCUUGUACAUCUACGACACCAUCCUCCCGCUAUCGGCCCUGUUGACCAUCAUAGAAUGCAGAGAAACCCUGGAAGUCGUUCUCUUUUCCCAUGUUCGGCUCUCUCAUGGCAGAUGGGAGGUCCUCCUGCGAGAGUUCCUGGUUGGCUUCCCCCGGCUCCGCUGUAUUUCGCUCCGACUAUGUGGGUAUGUCAGUGGGAUCGAGGCCCAAUUUGGCUUCGCGCGCCAAAUCACAAGACAAUACUCGAUCACUGGAGCGGACUUCAGGGUAUACCGCCAGUGUGUGGAGCAAUUGGAACAGAACGGGGAGUCGUCAAGUGCGGUACUGGAGAGCAAAAACAACGCUUAUACUGUGAACAGUACUUCGCGCUUGGGAUAUCGGUGGUUGGGUUCGGAGGCACCCUAA
Messenger RNA from Aspergillus ochraceoroseus IBT 24754, 1179 nucleotides. RefSeq lists its product as uncharacterized. The record is from RefSeq and is a predicted model, not a curated record. Bases 1 to 1179 code for a protein of 392 amino acids. The transcript has 2 exons. Lineage: Eukaryota; Fungi; Ascomycota; Eurotiomycetes; Eurotiales; Aspergillaceae.